This is a messenger RNA of Sphenostylis stenocarpa, 5715 nucleotides long. NCBI's taxonomy places the organism in Eukaryota, Viridiplantae, Streptophyta, Magnoliopsida, Fabales, Fabaceae. The record is from the annotation of a GenBank genome assembly.
AUGACGAAUGGUUCCAGUCGCGUAGCGGAGAAAGGACUAAUCACAAGGUCUUCUAGAGAGACAUUGUCGAAGAAAGUGGCUGCCACCUUCUCGAACACUCCGAAUCGCAAGUCCGAGCGGCUUGAGAAGAGGACACCACCGUCACCUGCGGGCAGGAUGGAUCAGAAGAGGAGUACGGAGACGCCAAGUCCGUUGAGGAGAUCUGAGAGAAGGAGGACAGCUUCUCCUUCAUAUCCUUCUCCUUCCAGGGGUUCGGGUUCCUGUUCGAGGACACCGCAAAAGAGGCAUUGUAUUGGAAAACAGUUGGUAUUUGAAGCCAGCGAGAAUGGGGACAAAGAAGACGAGGAACGUGGCGUGGAAGCUUCUUCGAGACCCAGAACUAGGAGUAUUGUGUAUGGGAUGGAUAGGUCAACUAAAAAAGGUGAUGAUGGGGGUGGAGGCAAGAUUGAUGGCUGUCUUAAAAAAGGGAAUUGUUUAGAUUCUGCCAAUGAUGAUAAGGAUAUACGGCUGCCUGAAGAUGCCACUGGUAAAAAGAUGAGAGUUGAGCCUAAGUUGAGUGAGCCAGUGAAAGAACUAUCAUGUAAUAACGCAACUGGAAAUCGAUUGAUAAAGUCUAACACUGCAAGUUGUGAGCCUUGUGGGACACCUGAAAAGGUUCAGUUUGAUUCAAGCAAAGAGGAGAGAUUGCCAAUUUUUGGGUCAUUGGAUUACGUAUCAAAUGAAAAUUUUAUUAGGAGAUGUAUUGAACAUGAUAAGGAUAAAAAGUCAAUAUCUCCUAAGAGAAAAAGAACAAUAGUGGACAUGCAUUCAGAUACUUCUACUAUGUUGGUGGACAACGACAACAACCUGAGUUUGAUUAAGGAUACUCGCCCGUCAAGGAUGUGCAGCAAUGUUGUGGAGACCAGUGGGUCAUGUUCCAAAAGGAUAAGGCCUAUUGACAUGCAGAUUUCCUUAUCAGAUGAGAAAAGAGAUUGGAGGAAAUCAACCAAUAAUGUUGAUCAGCCUUCUUCAAAAUUAUCUACUAGGAACAGGGAAGGACAGCUAAAGAGCUGUUUACAACAUAUCACUCAUGCAGCAAGAAUUAUUGUAGCUGAUGAUGUUUUGCAUGGGUGCACCAUCAGGUGCUUUUUGCUGGAAAUUCUGAAGCUCCAGUUGUUCAUGUCUUUUAGUCCUUGUUUAGUUCAACUGCUUGUGUUUGCAAUAGUAUUUCUUGGAAAAAUAGAUGGUCUAGAGUUAGUUGGAAUCUCCGGCAUUACAUGGCCAUUUGAGUUGGUGGGCAGUGCCAUUUCAGUUGCACGUUCAUUGGGACCUCAAGGAAACGCUGUAGAAACUGAGAAAAUAAGGAAACAACAGAGGAGCUUACAUCUUUUACUGAAGCCAGAGAUAGCAAAUCUUUGUCAAAUUCUGCAUCUCCCUGUGUUGUGCAAAGAAAUAGAAAUGCAAGCCCUAUCGCACAUUGAUGAUGAAGAAGUUGACAUAAUGAGAAAAUGUGAUAAGGAUGACGUGAAGAGUAUGGUUCAAAAUUGUCUUGAAUAUACUAUGAACAAUUACCAGAUCUGUACAGAACCAUUGCCAAUAUUACAGGCUUUUCAACUAUCUCUGUGUUUGACUGCUGCUGCUUUGCUAAAUCACAAACUCAACUUCGAAGCUUCCCUUUUGCUUGCAAAGCAGCACUUGAAUUUUGACUGCAAGAAAGAAGUGGUAGAUGAAAUCAAUUCAAGGCUCUGGGAUCUGAAGGAAAGUUUUUUAUUGCUCACAGGAAACUCUAACGUUGCUGGCUAUGCAAAGGCUUCUCAAUCGUCAAGUGGGGCUUCUUCAUAUAUGGAAGUGACACCAGAGGCUGAAUUGGUAAAAAUCGAUAAUUCUAUAAAUAUUAAAAGUGUACAAAAGCGUAAAAGACAGUGGAAAAAGCUACUUCUGAUGCAACGGGAAGAGAAGAUAAGGCUGAAAAAAGAUAUUGAGAAUGAAAAUACUGAAUUUCGGAGAAAGCACCAAAUAGAGUGGGAAGCUAUUCAAUCAUGUUCUCCCAAUGAUUUGACUAAUGAAGGGAAGCUUCAGUUUGAAAGUGAAUACACGAAAAGAACUAGAGAAUUGAAUAGGCAGCAAGAAAUACGUCUCAAGGAUCUUGAGGCAAAGCAAUUAAAAUCUAGGCUGAUGUUCCAGGAGUCUUUGGCACCAGAUGAAUUGUUAAACCCAGUUGGUUCGAACAAACUAGGGACUAUGGUCAAAUCCUUACAGAUUUCUGAUCGAGAUCAGCAUCAUGAUGCUUCAAAAGCCCUUGUGCCUGAUCAUGUUGCCAAAGGAAAGGGUUUCAAUGAUAUAGUAGAAGUCAUGGCAAGGACUGAAUCUGGGGUUGGAUUAUCAGAAGCUUCUGAUGCCAAUGCCUCUGUAGUUGCAUCAUGCAGUAGCACAGUUGAACUGCAAACUAGUCCAGUCAAACAUGCUGAUGCUAAUGAUAUGGACAUAGUCACUUCAAAAGAUGAAGUUUUAUCUGGAAUCAAGUGCAAUAAUAUUGUUGCAAAUGAAUAUCAAAGUCAGGGAAAUAUUAUCUCUAAGUAUUUCAAAUCCGGAGAGCGAUAUUCUGAAGGAGCUAUUAAAGUGCCAAACAAAGAGGAAGGGUGUGUAAAUUUUAGUCAUGAAUCUCAUAAUGAUUUUGGGAAUGAUCCUAUAAUGCAGGCUCUGCCUUCAUCUAAUGAAGACAUAUGUCAUGGGGACACACUAGGUGUUUGCAGUGGGGAGGUGGCUCCUUCAGUCUAUAACACUAGCAGUUCUACUAAUGAUCUUGUUGAAAUUCCUUCUUCUAGGCAAGGGGAGCUUAAUGGGAUUGUACAAAUCAGGCCUGUUUGUGGAUCGUCAAUAGAAGUUGAGGCUAAUGGUUCCAAUGAUGGUGCAAAGAAUAUGGCUGUCUUGAAUUCUCAAUCAUCCGAAGAACAUAUUCCAUAUGUAAAUACCUUGUGCGCACCAAAUUGUGAGACUACUGCACAAAUCCAUGACGCUGAUAACAAUUAUAGUUCAAAUCAAGCUGACACUCUGAACUCAUCUUUGAAUGAUGAAAGAAUUUCCUCCUGGAAUUCAAAAUCACCUCAAGAUCAUGUCCAUAAUAAAAAUGGCACAUGGGUUCUAAAUUGUGAAAAAUUUGCACGUGUGGAUGGCAAUGAUUCAGAUAAUUUUAUUCUUAAUUCUACUUUGGUUGAGAGAAAUGUUGAUAGGAACGUAGUAUUAAAUAGAGAUGCACAUGUGGGAAUACUUGAUGCUCUCAAUUUGACUUCAUCCACUGAGCAAAUAGCUCGAGAUGCCCAAUAUGUCUCAGUUUUAGAUAGUGUGUUAUCCAGACCAUGUGGAGCCAAUAUUUCUAGUAAUUGCUCUGAUGCUAAUGCUAUUAUUCUUUCAAAUCAACCUUCUACAGAGAAACAAAAUCAUCAUGGAGUCUCAUCAAGCAUAACUGUUGGACAAAUUCCAGUUGAAGUUUCAGAAACUAAUGAGAGGGCCACUUUAAAUGUAUUAGAUGGGGAGGAAGCUGUGUCUCUGUCAAUGCCCGACACAGUCAAUUAUCCUGACAAUGUAAUUCCUCAGAACUCUUCAUCCAUGGAUCAAUUACCUAAUGGAGAUCCAGUAUUAGAUGGCAAUUUAUCAUCAGGGCCUAGUACUACAAGCCCAAACAAUGGCCAGACCCUACCUGAUGAACAAGUUUCUGUCCUGGUGCCAGGAAAUAGCCAUGGGGAAGCUGAAUGUCAAUUAACACGCAAUAUGGAUAAAAGGGCCACAUUAGACCAACAGGAAGGAUUAUGUAAAACCAUGACGGAAAACAGUUUGACCCAGGAGACUCCAGUUGAUUUCAUGGAGCCUCUAGAACAAGUGCAGCCAUUGUCAUCUGUAAAGUCUCCACCUGACCUGGAUACUUCUAGAGAAAUGCAGAACAACGUAGUAUCUAGUCCUGUUGAUGUUGUACCAGAUAAUCAAUCCAUUAGUGAUUCACCGGUCAUGGAGCCUCCAAAAGAGGUGCAAUUUCCUUCUGCAGGUGUCCCCUCUUCCAACCGGGACCUAUGUAACUUGCCUUUGAUGAGCAGAACUGAAGACCAUCCAUACAAUGAAGAUGAUCUCCUCAACCACACUCCUGGAACAUUAAUUGAGAUUCAAAAUCAAGCUAUUGUGCAACACCCCUCAAAUUCAGACCAGCAGGAAGGAGUAUGUAGAAACAUGAGCAGAAACAGUUUGUCCCAGGGGACUCCAGUAUCUAGAUCAGUUGAUGAUCUCAUGGAGCCUGUAGAACAAGUGCAAACAUUACCAUCUUUAGAGUCCCCAGAUGACCGGAAUACUACAAUAGAAAUGCAGAACAGUCUGGUAUCGAGUUCUGUUGAUAUUGUACUAGCUAAUUUAUCUAUUAAUGAUUCACUGGUCAUGGAGCCUCCCGAGAAGGAGGGGCAGUUACCUUCUGCAGGUAUCCUUCCUUCCAAUCGAGACCUAUCUAACUUGCCUAUGGUGACUGGAACUGAAAACCAGCCAUCCAAUGAAGAUGAUGAUUUCCCCAACCACACUCCUAAGACAUCAAUUGAGAUUCAAAAUCAAGCUGUUGGGCAAUGUACCUCAAUUGCGGAACAUGAUUCAUGUUGUCAAGUUGUACAUCCAGCCUCAAAUAUGGACUUUGUUUCACUUAUGCUUGCUGGAGUCAGACAACAGUCUUCAGACACAAGAAAUUUGUCAACUCUCCCAGAGAUUAAUCAUCAUCCUAUACAACCAGCAAGCCAAUCAGAUUCCAGGAUACAUUUUCCCCAUGAUCUACUUAACUAUGAAUUGGAAAGACUACAUAAACAGACAGAGGAAAAUAUUAAAAAUUAUGCAAAAAAGCAGCUAUCCCAGUUGAAAGUUGAUUUGGCUAAGGACCUCGAGAAAGUUACCAGGAAGUAUGACAUUAUACGUAAGGAGAAUGAGGCUGAAUUACAGAAAGUAACGACGGACCUGGAUAAACAAAAUAGCAUAGUUCAUGUAAAUAUGAAAUUGGCAGAGGCUUGGGCUAAAUUCAUGGAUGAUGAUCUAACUGGUACGUUAAGAUUGCAGAAAGAUACAAGUUCUGUACAGCAAUUAUUUCAGCGUGCAAGUCCGCAAAAUGCCACUCGGCCCAAUAUGGUUGCUAGUCCAUCUACUUGUGGGCAUCCUGCAGCAAGCUUGCAGAGUUUCUAUGCCACAACUACCUCGCAGACUACGGUACCACCAAUACAAGCCACGUACAAUACUCCUGGAACAUUCUCCAUUGCUUCUUCAAGAUUACAACGUAUCAACUCCCUCUCUUCACCCUUGGGAGAUCUUCAAACUGGUGGGGAGAUACGUGCCCCUGCACCACAUCUCCACCCUUAUAGACCCACAACAUCCCUCCCAGCCUCCAAUCUCUGUACAGCUCUGCAUGGGAGACCAAGUCUGCCUGCACCCUGUAAUGGUCCUGUAACUUCUCCCCCAUUUUCUCACCAGACACCCCAGCCAACACCAGCAGCACCCUUUCCUUUUCAUGGCCAUUGGCCAGUGAGUACAGGUGGUUCAUCCUCACCUAAUUUACCUGCCAUUAAUACUCCCUCUAAUGCUAACAGUCAACAUGGUAUAUAUCUGCCAAAUGUUCCGCCUCAUAUGCCAGAUUUUGCUUCGGCGAACAGAUCUAAAUAUUUCAAAAGUAGUAGUACGUCGGCUACAUCACCUGAUGUAGUCUGUUUAUCAGAUGAUGAAUGA